Molecule: messenger RNA, 515 nt
Organism: Phlebotomus argentipes
Lineage: Eukaryota; Metazoa; Arthropoda; Insecta; Diptera; Psychodidae
Product: small ribosomal subunit protein uS12m
Exons: 2
Coding region: 60-470 (136 amino acids)
Biological process (GO): translation
Cellular component (GO): small ribosomal subunit; ribosome
Molecular function (GO): structural constituent of ribosome
Source: RefSeq, a predicted model, not a curated record
AUCACCAGCUGAGAGGAGAUUUCAGUGAUUUUAGCAAGUCUCCCAGAAAACGCCGGAAAAUGAACUUGGGGCGCCUCAUUUCCAAUGCAACCUCCCUGAUAAGUAAUAUCUCCUCCGCCUCGCUGAACACCGUCCGGGAGAUGUCAUCUUCGCUCUAUCGAUUGCACAGGUUGGGACCCCACAAGAAGGUGAGACCAGCGCGCCAACCACUGGACGGAAAACCCUUUGCCAAGGGUGUGAUCCUCAAGACCCUCAUCAAGAAGCCGAAGAAGCCCAACUCCGCCAACAGAAAAUGCGUCCUGGUACGCCUCUCCACGGGCAAGGAGCUGGUGGCCUACGUGCCAGGCAUCGGUCACAAUCUGCAGGAGCACAACAUCGUGCUGUGUCGUGUUGGGCGACUCCAGGACGUGCCUGGCGUGAAGAUCGAAUGCGUCCGGGGUGUUUAUGAUCUGCCUCAUGUCAAGAAAUAGUAGUUUUUUUUAUUGAAUUGUGCAAAAAAGAGUUACUUAUAGAAA